AUGAAGUUUUCAACCGUUUUCCUUGCCCUCGUUUCCGCCGUUCCCGCCGUCUUUGGCCUUACCAUCAAUACACCUGCCAAUGUUGUUGAGUGCCAGCCCAUUUUGUUGAGUUGGAGUGGCGGAACGGCUCCCUACUACUUGACCCUUGUUCCUGGCUCGCAGAGCAUGGCCGCACCUAUUAAGUCGUUCCCUACACAAACGGGUACCUCCUACACUUGGAACGUUGAUCUUCAAGCUAACACCAUCUUCAACAUUGCUCUUAAGGAUAGUACCGGUACCACGGCAUACUCUGACAUUGUCACCAUCAUGCCCGGUACUGACAUCAGCUGCGUCAACACCUCAGUAAACGAGGGCGGCGCGACGAGUGGCACCGCUACGGCCACUGGCACCUCCACUCCGACCGCUGGGUAA
Messenger RNA from Suillus paluster, 411 nucleotides. RefSeq lists its product as uncharacterized. The record is from RefSeq and is a predicted model, not a curated record. Bases 1 to 411 code for a protein of 136 amino acids. NCBI's taxonomy places the organism in Eukaryota, Fungi, Basidiomycota, Agaricomycetes, Boletales, Suillaceae. The transcript is spliced from 6 exons.